Prorocentrum cordatum is the source of this 741-nucleotide messenger RNA. The record is from the annotation of a GenBank genome assembly. NCBI's taxonomy places the organism in Eukaryota, Dinophyceae, Prorocentrales, Prorocentraceae.
AUGCCGCAGGUGUUCAAGCGCCUUGUGCUCAAACGCCUCGAUGAGUCCACAGUCCACGAGGCGCGAUGGGUGAUCCCGAAGGAGUUGAAAGCAGUCGGCCGCGGGCAGACGAAAGACGAGCUGAGACGGCUGUGGACUGAGGUUCGCCUGCAGGCAAUCGCACUGACUCCAGGGGUCCAGGCGCCGGCGCCCAAGACGAAGCACGCGGGGCGCGGCCAGAUCGUGCUCCAGGCGGCCCAGGCCCCCGUGCGGGCCGUGCUCGCGCCGCCGCCGGCGGGCUGGAGCGCGCCGGCGGCUGCGGUGCGCGCCGCCCGGGAGCUGGCCCCGGCCCCGGCAGCCGCCGCGGCCUCUCGCGGUCCACUGGAGACUCUCGACGGGCUGUCGCUGGACGUCGGCCCGUCCGCCGCGGCGUCGUUCGCUGGCUCCGCUCCGAGGGCGGCAGAGGCGGCCUCCCCCAGAUCACGCCGGGCGCGCCGCGGGCGCUCCUCCAGGUCCCGCCGCACUGCCCGCCGUGCCGUGGGCGCUAGGCUGCAAGCGAGCCCCGUGUACCAGGUGUACCCGGUCCCGUACGACCCGAGCCGGGUUCGCCCGCAGAUCCAGCUCGGCGUGCGCGUGAAGUCGUGCGUGCGCUCCGACCACGGCCGCGAGUUCAAGAUCCCGUCCUCGCUGAAGGUAUCUGAUAUGAGCACAGGCGUACGAAUCCAAGCAAACGACUUUAGGCUAUCAAGAAGCUGCCUAUGA